Geodia barretti is the source of this 447-nucleotide messenger RNA. Lineage: Eukaryota; Metazoa; Porifera; Demospongiae; Tetractinellida; Geodiidae. The record is from the annotation of a GenBank genome assembly.
AUGCAACAGCAAGAUUUGAGGUCGCCGAGGGGCGCGAAGAAAGCCCGACGCAGGGUUGGACGAGGCGACAGCAGCGGCUAUGGAAGCUUCUCAGGCAGAGGCGUGAAGGGACAAAAUUCUAGAAGCGGCGGCGGUGUGCGUCCCUACUUUGAGGGCGGUCAGCUUCCACUUUCACAGAAACUGCCCUUCAUUCGCGGCUUCACUAACAUCUUCCGCGUUGAAUACAACGUGGUUAAUGUGGAGAAGCUCGCCCAAUUCGCGGCGAAUAGCGAGAUCAGCCCGGAGGUUCUGCGCAAUACUGGUAUUCUCAGAACCCUGAAUAAGCCGGUGAAGAUACUGGGGCGGGGCGAGAUUGACAUUCCGCUGAAUGUCACGGCACAUAAGUUCUCCGCUUCGGCGCGGCAGAAGAUUGAGGCUGCCGGAGGAAGCGUCAGGGAGACAGGCUGA